AUGGACCGCAAGGAUCUAGAAGGUGGCGACAAGCCCUCCAGAAACGGCCACAUGCAGGCCCGCGGCAUCACAAAGACGGAGUCCGUGACCAUGGGCGAGGAGAGGGAGGUUUCAGCCGACGCUGCCAAACUCAUAGCCAUGGCCUACAAGCCCCAGAUGAAGAGGGAGCUGAGCACUCUACAGCUCGUCGGUGUUGCCUUCAUGCUGGGCUUGACCGGCGGCUUCUCGGCCGGCGUCGUCAUCGGCGGCUCUGCGUCCCUCGUCUACUGCUUUAUCAUCGUCGCUAUCUUCAACAUCUUCUUUGUGACUACCCUCUCUGAGCUAGUUAGCGCUAUGCCUAACGCUGGUGGCCAGUACUACUGGGCCACCAAACUGGCCCCCGCGGAGCUUGGUCGUGUAUUAGCCUACUUCACUGGAAUCUGCAACCUCUCUGGAGGUAUCCUGGCCUCUGCCGGUGCCACCGUGUUGAUGGGCCAUAUGGUCUUAGCUUGUGCAAGCUUGCCCACCCUGUGGCACCCCUAUCUGAUCGGCAUCGCCUUCAAUAUCUCGACUUGUAUCACCAACAUUAACAAGGACAAUGUGGCCAGAAGCUUCUCGAUCGGCAUGCUCAUCAACAUCGUUCUUUGCACCGCCGUCAUCACCGUUAUCCCCGCUGUCAGCCCAUCGCACCGGGAGCCGUCCCUCAUCUUCGCCAGCGUUGAAAACAUCAGCGGCUGGAAAUCCAAGAUCCCUUCAGUUACGAUUUUACCGCUCUAUUAUAUGUACCAAUUUUACUUUGUUUUGGAAAAAUUGGUUCUUUGA
Molecule: messenger RNA, 801 nt
Organism: Clonostachys rhizophaga
Lineage: Eukaryota; Fungi; Ascomycota; Sordariomycetes; Hypocreales; Bionectriaceae
Source: the annotation of a GenBank genome assembly